CGCUAGCCACGCCACCGUGCGCCUUACAAAACUAAACCAAAGGAGGAGUGGGCAGCUGAAACCACAGUAUCUCUGUCCUGGCUGGAGAAGGAGUUAAGUUAGGACAGCUGUCCAGCGGGAGCCCUCAGUUUAGUGGCCAGCAUGCUCAGCAGACUCACGGCUUUCCUGCAGCAAGCAGUGGAUUCGAGUGAGCCAAAUAUUGAUUUGCUGAAGUCUUUCGUUGAGCACUGGAAGGGAAUCACGAAUUACUACAUUGAGACAACUGAUGAAGCGGCACCUGUUAAGGAAACGGACAUUCCUUGGCGUUUGAAACAGAUGCUGGACAUACUGGUUUAUGAGGAAAAGAAGCAUGGAUCUACAGAAACUGGACCCUGCAUGGAAUAUUUGCUGCAGCACAAAAUUUUAGAGACUCUUUGCACCCUUGGAAAAGCAGAGUAUCCACCAGGUAUGAAGCAGCAGGUGGUCCUCUUCUUUUCAAAGAUCUUGGGACAGAUCCAGCAACCAAUGCUUAAUUACCUCAAUGUGCACCGCCCUGUCAAGAAACUUAUUCAUCUCUGUGGGGAAGAUAUAGAGUCUACGUGUGAGAGAGAUGAGGCCCAAUUUCUUGGUACAGUCUGUGCAAAAAUUAACCAGGAUCCACGCUUACUUAGCCAUAUAAUGGAGAACAAAAAUGCCACUGCUCAAAGAAGAGAGUCUUCUGGCCCUGAUAAUGAAGCAGAAGGCCAACAACUUGAAAGUCAGAUGUCCACAUUACCUUCAGCUGCAGGUCAUAAAACUGCCAGUAGCUUUACUGGUGCAGAUUCAGGACACGGUCAUUCUGUUAGUGUUUCAACUACAGCACUUGAAUGCUCUACAUUGGCUCCAAAAAUGCAGAAGAACCUGAUUGAUGCCUUGAUAAAACUGUGCCGGAGCAAGAGAAAGAAAAUUGCACUGAAAGCCUGUGAAAGCCUGCUUCUGUUAGUUUGCAUCCAAAAGCUGGAAGUUGCCACCCUUUUGAUUGAAAACACAGCAUUGUGCCAAUUAGUAAUUAGCUACCUCUGCGACCUUUACUGCUGCAUACCUACUUCACUUGAUCCUGCAGUAAUCAACUUACUAGAGAAGAUUUCUUGGAGAGCACACUAUAAUCCAAGCCCCAGUGAAGGCAGCAGCCAGUCUGCAGUAAAAGAAGUAGUGGAGGCUUUCUUGGCUUGGUACGAUUACUGCAAUACACUGGUUGUGGAGGCACAUGCGGUGAUUGCAGGCCCUGUUGCAGCAGCCAUUCACAAAGUGCUGUUUAUUGGCAUUCUACAACCGCAGCUUUUGCAGGUUUCUGAACUUGGAAUCCUGAGUACUACAGUUUUGUUAACCACAUUGUUACAACAAACAACAUCUGAAGCUUUACUAGAAGAAUUGGUUUUCUUUCUGUUGGGGAAGCAAAGGGUGCCUGAAGUCCCCCUGGAUCUGAACAACCAUCUUUUGUGUUACCAGCUCAUUGAAAACUGUGACCACUUAUCUGAUGAGAUCAGCAUUGCCACCCUCCAUGUCUUUGAGCAGUUGCUACAGAAACCCCAUGAACACAUUGUUCACAGCCUGGUUCUGAGAAACCUUCAGGAUAGGAGUUAUGUAUCGAGAUGCCUUGUGGGACAGGAAGAUAAAACUCACACAGAUCAGGAGCACUUUGAUGAAGCAGAAGAGUUAGAGGAAGAUCCUUAUUUCACUGAUGGGUUUCCGGAUACUGGAUUUCGAUCUUCCACAGUGCCUUCAUUUCCAUCUUCUUCAGAAGAAAGUGAGAAAGCAGAUGGAAAAGAAAAAGUGACCAAAAUUGUCAAUAGUUUUCUGUGCCUGGUUCCUGAAGAAGCAAAAACAUCUCAUCAUUUUGAUGGUACUGGCUACGAUACUUAUGUGCACGAUGCCCAUGGGCAGUUCCAGCAGUGCUGUAGCCAUGCAUUAUCGUGGAACUGGCCUCUAAUGCCUAAGCCAUUGGAUACCACAGAAUCAGACGUGGAAUUUUAUGAAGGUCAUUUUCUGAAGAUAUUGUUCGAUAGAUUGGCAAGGCUGCUGGAUCAGCCGUAUGAGUUGAAUUUACAAGUGACAUCAGUGUUAUCAAAACUUGCACUUUUCCCUCACCCUCACCUCCAUGAGUACCUCUUGGACCCCUAUGUAAAUCUCGCUUCUGGAUGUAGGUCGCUGUUUUCUGUUCUUGUCAGGGUGAUAGCAGAGCUGAUGCAGCGGAUCCAGCGUAUUCCUGACAUUAGAGUAAAGUUAGUGAUGGUCAGAAAACAGCUAACAGGACACAGAGAAGAUGAACAGAUUGACCAUACGACUUUGCUGAAGGGGGUGAUAGUCCUGGAAGAGUUCUGUAAAGAACUAGCAGCUAUUGCCUUGGUUAAGUAUCCAUCACAGGAGCCCGAUGGAACAUAACUUGAAGCACAGCUUGCCCUUAAUUGCUAACUGGUAGUCCAUGCGGCUAAGAAGGUACUUAGAGGUACCUCAAUGGAAAAUUUACCACUUCAAGGCAGACAGACUCCGCAUAUCCGAAAGAGAUGCAUCCCAUAAUAAAGCAAUUGUUUUUUUGUUUUGUUUUUUUAAUUUUCUGAAACAUUUUACAAUGUUAUUUUCAUUUGUUUUGUUUUUAAUAACAGUGAGCACCAAAGCACCUUAACUCCAGUUCUGCAGAUUUUUUUUAAACAUCCCUUACCUGACAAAACUAAUGGAAUGCCUUUGUAAACUGUUUGCACAGGUAAUGCCAUUGAUGAAUGAACACUUGCAGUAUCUGUUGCUCCUGUAUGAGUAGAGGUAGACUCGGCAUAAACUGCCCUCUUUUUACCUAGCAAGCCCUAUGCAGCUGCUAAGUUUGAACUGUAGGCAGAAGAAAGCUCUUCAGAGCCUCAAUGUGGUGAGAAGGCUACACUGUUGGGUACAAGUCUUGUUCCCUUUGUUAACACUGCUGGGAAAGAAGUGAACUUUUAUGAGCAGCAUUUGUUGAAUUCUGUUGUACACUUCCUGUAAGUCUUCAGAUUGAAGGGAGGGGACAUGAAAGGUCAGGUGAUGCAGAAUAUUGUGGGAAGGGCAUUGGUAGUAGAAUGUGGUGUGCAUGCCUCCCAUGAUACAUGGACAUCGGUACUUGUAAAUCACUAAAGCAUUAAUGAAUUAAAGAAGCAGCUGCUAUAAUCAAGUACAUUCUUUGGUCAAAUAAAUCACAACAGUGCUCACUGUAGUCUUUAAGUUAUGUUUUGGGAGCCUUCCUGUGGCAACAUAUAUUGGAUUUGAGUUGCUCACCGAUGAUUUAUUGCAUUUUUCACUGGUGAGAAUAUAGGGCAAGUGUUGCACUGUCUGUGACCCAGAAUUUGAUUUUAUGAAUGGGAGCAAACUUAAAAUAUGAAUAUGCCAGACACAGUUGUCCUUCUGCACGGUGGGCAGAAGGGGAGUGCCACAGAAAGAUUAUUGCUUGCCAUCACUUCCAUAACAGUGGAAAAUAGAAUAAAGACAAAAACAGGAAAAAGCCUCUGUUACUGGUUGAGAAAUGGCAAGCAAACCGAAAGAGCUAGCCUGUGCCAUGCCUUCCUCCCGACAUUUUAGCUACAGUAAUCAUUGUCAAAAGAGGAUGCCCUACUUAUCAGAGCAAGGUUAAGGAAUCUCUUAGUGGAUGGGAAUGUGGAUAGGUGGUAAAGGAAAGACAGUUUGGGACUUGAAAAAUCCCCGCCAAGUUUAACUAUAAAUAAUGGGUUAGAAAAGUAUCUAACUUUAGGAAGAAAACAUAAGAUUUUAAUAUAUCUCCGUUAUUAAGGUUUGAUUCCAUAAUUUAAGCUAUGUGCAAUAUAUUGUCACCUAUCCCCUUCCAAAGUCCUUAAAAGUAUUUUGAGUAGAGCUAAAUGCUUUGCUUUUCCAUUUCAGAGUGAUUGUUUAUAUAUAUUUGUAUAUGUCUCUGUAUAUAUGUGUAUGCAUCAAUUUAUAUAUAUUUUUUAAAUCUUUUACCUAAAAGCAAUGUAUGAAUCUAUUCUAGUGUGUAAGUGUUUGAGAUGAGCUGCAGAUAGAAUAAAAAGUAGUGGUCUCAUGUACUGGUUAUUAGUCAGUGGCCCUGAAAUAAAUGAACUAUGGGAUUUCAAUGUUUUAA
Molecule: messenger RNA, 4093 nt
Organism: Protopterus annectens (West African lungfish)
Lineage: Eukaryota; Metazoa; Chordata; Ceratodontiformes; Protopteridae
Gene: FHIP2B
Product: FHF complex subunit HOOK interacting protein 2B
Exons: 17
Coding region: 142-2400 (752 amino acids)
Source: RefSeq, a predicted model, not a curated record